Carica papaya (papaya) is the source of this 1541-nucleotide messenger RNA. RefSeq names its product SH3 domain-containing protein 2-like. The record is from RefSeq and is a predicted model, not a curated record. Gene Ontology annotation, molecular function: protein binding. NCBI's taxonomy places the organism in Eukaryota, Viridiplantae, Streptophyta, Magnoliopsida, Brassicales, Caricaceae.
UUGCCCAAGCCGAACACCUCAUUUCAUUUCAAAUCCUGUCUCUCUCUCUCUCUCUCUCUCUCUCUCUCUCUCUCUGAAUAAGGGAAAUCAGAAGCCCUGAAACUCGAAGCAUCUGAAAACGGGAAGGGUAAAGAAGAAGAGGAAAAUUAUCUGGUGAAUGGAGGCUAUCAGAAAACAAGCUACGAGGCUCAGAGAACAAGUCGCCAGGCAACAACAGGCUGUCUCAAACAGUUUGGGGGAGGGGGAUAUGGAGGCUUGACACGUAAUUACUGAUGAGGCAGAACUUCAUCAACAUCAGAAGCUCGAGAAGCUGUAUAUAUCCACUCGUGCUGGGAAGCAUUUUCAAAGAGAUAUUUUUCGGGGUGUAGAAGGAUAUAUUGUCUAUGGGUCUAAACAGGUUGAAAUAGGAACAAAGUUAUCCGAGGAUAGUAGGAAAUAUGGUGCUGAAAAUACAUGCACAAGCGGUCAUACAUUGUCAAAAGCUGCAUUAAGUUUUGGACGUGGUCGUGCUCAGAUGGAGAAGGAACGAGGGAAUCUGUUGAAAGCUCUUGGUACACAGGUUGCAGAACCAUUAAGGGCAAUGGUAAUGGGAGCCCCAUUGGAGGAUGCUAGGCAUCUUGCUCAACGUUAUGACAGAAUGCGCCAAGAGGCUGAAGCACAGGCCAUUGAAGUUUCCAAACGCCAAGCAAAGGCCAGGGAAACACCAGGACAUCCUGAUAGUCUAAUGAAAUUAGAAUCUGCUGAAGCAAAGCUGCAAGAACUGAAGUCAAAUAUGGCAGUAUUGGGGAAGGAGGCUGCUGCAGCAAUGGCUGCUGUUGAAGCUCAACAACAGAGGUUGACUCUUCAGCGACUGAUUGCUAUGGUUGAAGCUGAACGUGCUUACCAUCAAAGAGCCCUUCAGAUACUUGAUCAGCUUGAAGGCGAGAUGAUAUCGGAGCGGCAACGAAUUGAAGCACCACCUGCUCCAAGUAUGGAUAGCAUGCCUCCACCACCAUCAUAUGAGGAAGUAAAUGGUGUAUAUGCUUCUCCAACUCAUAAUGGGACAACAGACAGCAUGGGGUACUUCUUAGGAGAGGUCAUGCAUUCAUAUCAAGCUGAAUCUGAUGUGGAGCUCAGCUUGGCAGUCGGUGAUUAUGUUGUUGUCCGAAAGGUGACAAAUAAUGGAUGGGCGGAAGGAGAAUGCAAGGGCAAAGCAGGUUGGUUCCCGUUUGGAUAUAUUGAGAGAAGGGAACGUGUUCUAGCAAGCAAGAUGGCUGAGGUCUUUUAGAAAUGAAAAGUUGGCGUCUCAACGAGACAGUUUCUUGUGUGUAUGUUUUGCUCUGGUUUGUAUUCAAAAGGGUAGGGGAGCAUGUAUUGUCACAAAUAGAGGAUCACUUAAUCCUUUCUCUAGUUUUUGACAUGUGAUAUAGAUACCAACAGUUUUGCUUUCUUCCUAUUGUUAUGUGAAUACCUUUCACAUCCUAUUUAUUUAUUUGUUUUUGGCUGCAAGGAAGAACGUGAGCAAAAUCUUGUUUAUUUGUUAAUAUUGCUAAUUGAUUCGA